Molecule: messenger RNA, 726 nt
Organism: Fulvia fulva
Lineage: Eukaryota; Fungi; Ascomycota; Dothideomycetes; Mycosphaerellales; Mycosphaerellaceae
Exons: 2
Coding region: 1-726 (241 amino acids)
Source: RefSeq, a predicted model, not a curated record
AUGGUACCUAUAGCCGCCUCAAAGGUCUUCGCGAUUCCAGAACUCCUCGAAAACAUUAUUUUCCAGGUCGGCAACAAUCGGAGGAUCCAAAAGCUCUUCAGCCAAUUCAGCCAAGACUACAAAAAGCGGUUCUUCCUGCAGCCGAAUACUAUCGAGGGAUCCCUCAAGCUCAAGCGUCUCAUGUACCUGGCGCCGGUUGAUCCCCAGCUCCAAGUUGACAACCAGUGGCAACAUUGCCCGGUCGAGUGGUUCGUCGACUGGAUGCUGAACCCAAAGUUUGAUGCUGAGAUAACUGUCGAGACGGGUGCAAAUGGAUCUCGCCGCGCUGUCUACUGGAUGGGCGACAUUUUGACGUGUGACAUCCGGGGUCGGUGCCAAAACCUCUCCAGGAUAUCGAACAAACUUUCAUACUUCUCGACCGCUGGCGCCGCCCGUCCAGAAUCCUCAUGGCGUCGCAUGAGGGUGAGCCGGAGCGGCAACGACCACCCUAUCGAGGUCAAAUUCGAUGUCAUCAUCGGCAACUCGAACACGCCAUUCCCUCAAUGUGUCAAGUGGCAUUUCGAAGCGGACGCAAGCCUUGGAGCUCUUUUCGAUAGAUUUGUCCAGCUAUUGGAGGCGCUGUGGACCGAGGCUAAUUUCUUCGAGGAGCUGGACCGAAAGCGUAGAAGGGAAGAUAUGGAACGAGUGAGCGAGAGCAAGCGAAGACUUCGGGGGUUCGUUAAGUGA